AUGAAACAUUCCAUAGUAUUAGUACUUGCCACCGGGUCGACUGUAUUGGCGGCUACCAUCAAUACCCAAGAAAUAUUUUCCCUUUUGGGCGAGUUCCAGUCCGGAGUUAAUAGUGUCACCGAUUCUCUCUUCCAGUCAGAUGACCCCGCCUACACCUCCUACUUGAACGAGGUGAGUACUUUGACCGGCGCGUACAACUCCUGGCUCCAUGCGAACCCGUCGUAUCUAGGUGGGAUAUCCUCGUUAUUGCAAGGAGAUAUUUUUUCGCAGAUCGCCAGUGAGUUGAAUACGUUGAAGAGCGUGGCAGCCACUGCCACCGAUACUGCGAGUGGAACUGGAACCACCACCGAUACUGGCUCGGCCACAGUAGCAGCAGCAGCCAGCACUACAUCAGGAAGCUCUCCUCUGAACACCAGUGCUCCCAAAGGAACCACCAAAGCUUCGAGUGGCUCCUCAUCGUCGUCCUCUGGAACUCAACUGCUGUCCGGGUCGAGCAGCACUGGGUCAAAGAACGGUGGAGGUGCUCCCGUCUACGCCCCUGCAGGGUUAGUUCUUGGUGCUAUGGCUGUAGCAUUACUCUAA
Messenger RNA from [Candida] anglica, 582 nucleotides. The record is from the annotation of a GenBank genome assembly. Lineage: Eukaryota; Fungi; Ascomycota; Pichiomycetes; Serinales; Debaryomycetaceae.